Paramormyrops kingsleyae is the source of this 3869-nucleotide messenger RNA. RefSeq names its product glutamic pyruvate transaminase (alanine aminotransferase) 2 (gene gpt2). The record is from RefSeq and is a predicted model, not a curated record. NCBI's taxonomy places the organism in Eukaryota, Metazoa, Chordata, Actinopteri, Osteoglossiformes, Mormyridae. Gene Ontology annotation, biological process: biosynthetic process. Gene Ontology annotation, molecular function: transaminase activity; pyridoxal phosphate binding.
GGGUGUAGUUCACUUCAUCUACCAGAGCGGCAUCGCGGGGCCUGGAACUACAAUGCCCAGGCAGCCGCUUCGAAGCGGUAUCGAGAAGACGCACAUGCCCGUCAAGGCUGGCAUGGAGUAAUAUCUUUUUGACUGGUGAUCGCGGCUGGAGCAGUUUGCACCAUGGCAUUUUGAGUGAUUACUGUGCCUGUGACGUUUUAAUUAUAUUUUAAUAAGUGUGAGUUUUGGUGAUCAUACCGGCUUAAUUGCGCGGGCUCAUUGAUUCACCCAGAUCGGCACCGGUUUAGGGCUGUUGUCGCUGUUAAGUUGCUUUUAUCUCAUCUCGAGGACCAUCUCUUUUUAGCGUUAAAAAUGCAUCGCUUUCAGCGUCUGUCGACUAGUUUUUUGUUAAGCGGCCGUUUCGGACGACAGCGAGACCCGAUGGAGGGGGCAGCUUUAGAGCCGCGCCGGGGCGGACAGACAGUGCGGUUCAAGGCGCAGGGACCGGCGAGGCAGUGCGGCGGCUCGAAGCGGUACAGCACGGCGGAAGCGACAGUGGAGAGUCGGGGGAACGGCGAGGUGCGGGAGAGGACGCUGACGAUGGAGACGCUGAACCCAAACGUGAAGGCGGUGGAGUACGCCGUCCGGGGGCCGAUCGUUAUCAAAGCCGUGGAGCUGGAAAGGGGUCUGCAGGACGGGAUGAAGCAGCCGUUUGCAGAGGUCAUUAAGGCCAACAUCGGGGACGCUCACGCCAUGGGACAGCAGCCAAUCACCUUCCUGCGACAGGUGGUGGCUCUCUGCACGUGUCCGGAACUCCUGGACAGUCCCUCUUUCCCAGAGGAUGCCAAACAGCGGGCGCGGCGUAUCCUGCAGGCCUGUGGCGGAAAGAGUUUAGGCUCGUACAGUGCCAGCCAGGGUGUGGACUGCAUCCGGAAAGACAUCGCCACGUACGUGGAGCAGCGUGAUCAAGGCGUCUCCUGCAACUGGGACAACGUCUACCUCACCACCGGAGCCAGCGACGGCAUCAUGAGCAUCCUGAAGCUGCUGGUGUCGGGGCAGGGACCAUCCCGGACCGGGGUGAUGAUCCCCAUCCCCCAGUACCCCCUGUACUCGGCAGCUAUCUCCGAGCUGGAGGCCGUGCAGGUCAACUACUACCUGGACGAGGACCACUGCUGGGCGCUGGAUGUCAACGAGCUGCACAGGGCUUUCCAUGAGGCCAAGCACUACUGCAACCCCAAAGUGCUGUGCAUCAUCAACCCAGGGAACCCUACAGGUCAGGUUCAGAGCCGGAAAUGCAUCGAAGACGUCCUUCACUUCGCCUUUGAAGAGAAGCUCUUCGUCAUGGCCGAUGAGGUGUACCAGGACAACAUCUACUCCUCCGACUGCCAGUUCCACUCCUUUAAGAAGGUCCUUUAUGAGAUGGGACCUGAGUACUUCAAGAACGUGGAGCUAGCAUCCUUCCACUCCACCUCCAAAGGCUACACGGGGGAAUGUGGCUUUCGCGGUGGCUACAUGGAGGUCAUCAACAUGGACCCAGAGGUGAAGGCCCAGCUGAUCAAGCUGCUUUCGGUGCGUCUUUGCCCUCCGGUGUCCGGACAGGCCGCCAUGGACAUCAUCGUGAACCCGCCGCAGCCGGGGGAACCCUCCUUCUUGCAGUUCCACAAGGAAAAGACCUCUGUACUCAGCACUCUGGCGGAGAAGGCCAAGCUGACCGAAUCAAUCCUCAACACGAUCCCGGGCAUCAAGUGCAACCCAGUGCAGGGGGCCAUGUACGCCUUCCCCCGCAUCUUCAUCCCGCCCCAAGCCGUGGGGGAGGCCAAGAUGCUGGGGAUGCCCCCUGACAUGAUGUACUGCCUGCGUCUGCUGGAAGAUACUGGGAUCUGCAUCGUUCCUGGCAGCGGCUUCGGCCAGAGGGAGGGCACGUUCCACUUCAGAAUGACGAUUUUGCCAACUACAGAGAAGCUGAAGCUGCUUCUGGAGAAGCUCGCUGCUUUCCAUAUCAAGUUCCUCCAGAAAUACACAGCCCUGGGGGAGCCCUCUGACAAAAGCCCAAGCGGACAGGCUAAGGCGCACCACCCCUAGUUAGGGAAUGCGUGUGGUCAAAAGUUUCCAUAGCAACCUGGGCCCCAUCCCCCCUCCACAUCAGCGUGCUCCUAUAGCCUUUUAAACCCAUUGACACAAUUAGAAAAGUUUGCAGUUUAGCCAAGAAAGACAUCUGUGCCUUGGAUCUGUAAACUGUGAAAAGAAGAUACCAGCCGAAAGAGACGGUCUAAGGAUCUUUGCAUGAUGUUCACCCUGCAGCACGCAGAAAAUUAUGGGGCCUUAACAGAGAACAUGAACCGCUGAUCAUAUCUUAUUUUUUUAUAUAACUUGUAUAAUCCUCUCAGCACUUGCAAAGCUAAAAAAAAAAAAGGUCAUAUAAUUCCUUAUCAAUCUUAAAUCUGCCCUCAAAAUUCACUCCUUGGCAUUGUCAAUAUUAAGAUCCUGUCGGGAUUUGGACAGUGCAUCAUGUGGUCAAUUAUAAUUGUACCAAAAGCGCGUUAAAGCAUUUAAUGUACAGAUGAGCCUAACCUCCGGGUCAUUGUGGUAAUAAUUAAAAUGUAUAAUAUUUAGAUAUAUAUCAGAAAUAUGGUGCAAUUUCUGAGAGUGGUACUGCAUAGAAUCACAGGCUUUUAUGUAUAUACGGUUUGAAUGAGAAAAUGAAAACUUGAUUUUAAGACUAUUUGUUUACAUUGUGAUUAUAUCAUUACCGCCUCAGACUGUUGUAAUAUCACUCAGUUCUAUACACGUUUCAAAUGGAUUGCUUCACAUUCGCUUUGUGGUGAUAUAUCCCACUUGCUUGUGAUGGGUUUUUGCUCACAGCUUAAGCGCAAUGGAUUGACAUCUGCACACAUGGCAUUACACUUUCUGGGUUGACCUGCAGACUUAUGGAGUAUUUGCAUUGCCGAUGCCCAGUGGGUGCACUUUACUGAAAAUUUCUCAAGCGUAAACCAGAAGUCCCUCUUGUUUGGUCCGAUAACUUUUUUUUCCCCUUUCCUCAUGUUAACUCACCUGCGCCCUCUUGUGUCUAUAAGCUGAGUCGCCGCACUGGAAGCCUGCCUUCCCAGUGCCAUGCUUGUGUCUACAGUAGUAUGGUGAGGGGUCCUCUGCCGGAGCAUGCAGAUGAACUGACCGUGUGUCCAAGUCUGGUGUGUUUGUUGCAAUUAACAUGUCCUGGUGCAAUGGGAAAAUGCAAGAGCGGUUUUGUUUUUAAGUGUGAUGCUCUGUGAUUUGUGUUUCGCAAUGCUGGGCUUUUGUUUUUGCUCAUAUGAUUCCGAUAACAAAAAAACUGCCAGAUAGCGUUAUUUUCAUUUUUCAUUGCGGUUAAUUCGACUAGCUUCUUCCCUUAUUACGAGACCUAGAGACGGAAUAGCUACCAUCGCCUGUCGAUUAUCUAUGCAAUAUGUUGUCUAUAUCGCUUUUCAGCAUAAAACACUAUUUUUUUUUUCUUUAACGGUGGCAGUCACCUUCAGUUGAUUUUAAAUAACCCGAACAGUCACACUUUAAUAGGAAUGAUUGCGAUCUUCUAAAACUAACAGAUCAUUUGUUUUUAGUUUCUGGUAUGGUGCCUUUGUUUGGCAGGUCAAUUAUUUUUGACUGACUUUGGCUAUUAAACUAUGAGAAAUUUGUUACGCUAGGACAUUUUGUGUAUUUUAUGUUUAGUUUUCUGUUCAGAUGUGAUACUUCCUCAAAACUCUAACGUGAAACUAAAAAGACAAAGUAACAUUAACAAAAGCUGUUUUGGGUAGUAACCCUAUUUAAAGAUUACUUUGUUUUACUUUCUCAUGUAAGUUUUUGUAGAUAUUUUUUUUUUUUCAUAAAUUGAUUAAAACCCAGUUUUUAACAAGGUU